Molecule: messenger RNA, 567 nt
Organism: Medicago truncatula (barrel medic)
Lineage: Eukaryota; Viridiplantae; Streptophyta; Magnoliopsida; Fabales; Fabaceae
Product: metal transporter Nramp5
Exons: 5
Coding region: 1-567 (188 amino acids)
Biological process (GO): iron ion transmembrane transport; manganese ion transport
Cellular component (GO): plasma membrane
Molecular function (GO): cadmium ion transmembrane transporter activity; manganese ion transmembrane transporter activity
Source: RefSeq, a predicted model, not a curated record
AUGAGGACUUUUCUGGUUGGUGGAGCAGAAAGAUUGAUUAAUCGAUUGCAAAAGCAUGGUGAGGAAGUUGGAACCACUGAUUUCAAUUUUUGUAUGUGCUAUGUAAAACCCCUUGCUAAAGGAGUAAUUAAGGGAAUGUUUGUCCCCAAACUUAGCGGAAAUGGUGUUGUAGGUGAGGCUAUUGCCCUUUUGGGUGCCCUUAUCAUGUCGCACAAUCUUUUCCUCCACUCUGCUCUAGUGCUAUCUCGAAAAAUACCCGGUACUAAGCGCGACAUCAAUAUUAUGCGGGAUGCAUGCAUAUACUUUCUCAUUGAGAGUGGUUUCACGUUGUUCGUUGCAUUUCUAAUCAAUGUUGCAAUGAUUUAUGUGACUGGUACUGCUUGCAAAGCUGAUGAUAUUUCUGGAGAGAAUGCUGAUCGUUGCAAUGAUAUUACCCUUAACUCUGCUUCUUUCCUUCUCCAGAAUAUGUUGGGACGUUCAAGCUCAACUAUUUAUGCCAUAGCAUUAGUAGCCUCAGAACAAAGUUCUGCCAUCACUGGAACCUAUGCAGGCCAGUUUAUCAUGUAG